Messenger RNA from Monopterus albus (swamp eel), 1290 nucleotides. RefSeq names its product MYST/Esa1-associated factor 6 (gene meaf6). The coding region runs from base 206 to 823 and encodes 205 amino acids. Lineage: Eukaryota; Metazoa; Chordata; Actinopteri; Synbranchiformes; Synbranchidae. The transcript has 9 exons. Gene Ontology annotation, cellular component: histone acetyltransferase complex. The record is from RefSeq and is a predicted model, not a curated record.
AACCAAACGUACACCGCAAAUAGGUUACUUUUCUUAGUCAAAUACAGCCUGUGUCCAAAUUUAGCCAUAUAUGAAUCUGGCAACAACGAUUCAAGCUGACGAGAUCUUACGACCUAAUACCGCCACCUCUCGGUAAAGUGGGAGUUCAUCGGGCGUUUUAUACAAACCAAAUCGCCCGUUUUAUUUCUAGAUAGCUCUAUCCAUCAUGGCGAUGCACGCGAAAGCGACUCCACCACAGAUCCCGGACACCCGCCGGGAGCUCGCUGAACUGGUGAAGAGGAAACAAGAGCUUGCGGAGACGCUGGUGAAUUUGGAAAGACAAAUAUAUGCAUUUGAAGGCAGCUACCUAGAAGAUACCCAGAUGUAUGGCAACAUCAUCAGAGGAUGGGACCGAUACCUCACCAACCAAAAGAACUCCAAUAGUAAGACCGACAGAAGGAAUAGGAAGUUCAAGGAAGCAGAGCGUUUAUUCAGCAAGUCAUCUGUGACAUCAGUUGCAGCAGUAUGUGCACUCGGUGGGAUUCCAGAUCACAUGAAUGAAAAACGUGAAGCAGGCAGUGGCACAGAAAGUGACACUUCUCCAGAUCUCCAGAACCAAGAGAACGAGCCCAGCCAGGAGGACACAGAGGAUGUGGACUCGUCGCUGCAGGACCUAAAGCCUCAGAAGGCCACCUCGUCUUCCUCCACAGGCAGCCAUCAUGGAAGCCACAAGAAGAGGAAGAACAAAAACAGGCACAGCCCCUCUGCCAUGUUUGAUUAUGACUUUGAGUUUGACAUGAAGGUUAACAAGAAACCAAGAGCUUGGAACACGAACACCAUAUGAUCUCAGGUUCCUGCUUCUCAGGAUUAUUCAGCCUAACAAAAGCGAAUGGAAAAUCUGGACACAAACAAGGAUACGUGUAGAGAAACAAGAUUUUUGGACUUUGUGAACUUUGUAUGCCUUUUUUGGUUGUCAUAGUUCAGCCUGUACUGUGUGUAUUGCUUGAAACAUUCCCCCUGCCACCGACCUUUGGUCAUGGUUAAGGUUUUGACCUACAGAUUAAAGUAGAACUGUGGUGUUGCAUAUUACUUGCCUAAUGAGGCCCACUUCCAGUAACACAACAUCUUGUAUAGUGUUGAAAAAGACUAUUUAUUGUGUAGCUAAUUUCCAUGUUUCCCAGUGUAAGAAAGUUUUGCUUUUUGUUGAGCGUCACAAUUGAAUAACCCCUGAAUAUCAGAUUCUUGUAUUUUACAUGGUUUGUUUUGCAAAUAAAAUAAACUCCAAGAACAUGAGUAUGUCUUGACUUGUUU